Molecule: messenger RNA, 903 nt
Organism: Ilex paraguariensis (yerba mate)
Lineage: Eukaryota; Viridiplantae; Streptophyta; Magnoliopsida; Aquifoliales; Aquifoliaceae
Source: the annotation of a GenBank genome assembly
AUGGCAACAGUGAAGCAUAAGAUACUGAUUUUAUCUGGCAAGGGUGGGGUUGGCAAGAGCACAUUCUCUGCUCAACUCUCAUUUGCACUCGCAGCUAUGGAUUUCCAAGUGGGUCUGCUUGAUAUUGACAUAUGCGGCCCAAGCAUCCCCAAGAUGCUUGGCCUAGAAGGCCAAGAGAUUCAUCAGAGUAACAUUGGCUGGUCUCCUGUCUACGUUGAGUCCAAUCUUGGGGUAAUGUCGAUUGGGUUCAUGCUUCCCAACCCAGAUGAACCUGUGAUUUGGAGGGGCCCACGCAAGAAUGCGUUAAUUAAGCAAUUCCUGAAAGAUGUUGAUUGGGGAGAACUUGAUUUUCUUGUGGUUGAUGCCCCUCCUGGGACUUCAGACGAGCAUAUUUCUAUUGGACAAUUCCUCCAAGCGGCUGGAUUAGAUGGUGCUAUCAUAGUGACCACCCCACAACAGGUGUCUUUGAUAGAUGUCAGGAAAGAAGUGAAUUUCUGCAAGAAAGUUGGGAUAGAGGUUCUUGGCGUCGUUGAGAACAUGAGUAGCUUAUGCCAACUAUUGUCAGAUUUCAAAUUCUUGAGGAUGACAGAUGCAGGUGAGCAAAAUGAUGUGACUGAGUGGGUAUUGGAGUAUAUGAGAGAGAAAGCCCCAGAAUUGCUAAAUUUGGUCGCUUGCAGUGAAGUCUUUGAUAGUAGUGGUGGCGGCGCUACAAAAAUGUGCAAGGAUAUGGGUGUUCCGUUUCUUGGGAAGGUGCCAUUGGAUCCUCAUCUAUGCAAAGCAGCCGAAGAAGGUAGAUCCUGCUUCACUGAUAGCAGAUGUGGGGUGAGCGCUCCUGCGUUGAAGAGGAUCAUAGAGAAACUGGUGGCAAGUGAAAUGAUGUCAAGAAUGGAUAAUGGUGCCUAG